AUGGCAGCCUCACAAACCACCAUCGAGCUCAUUUCGAAGCUCACGGUUGAGGAAAAAGUCAGUCUUCUAGCAGCCGUUGACUGGUGGCGCACACCAACUACCAAGCGAGAUGAUGUAUUCAUUCCUCAUAUCAAAACGUCCGAUGGUCCUAACGGUGCUCGUGGCGAGAGCUACGUAAGCGGUAUCACAGCAGCUUGCUUUCCUUGCUCAACCGCCAUUGGCGCAACAUUCGAUUCAGAACAAGCAUAUCGUCUUGGCAAAGAGAUCGCAAAAGAGACCAAAACAAAAUCCGCGAAUGUUCUUCUCGCACCGACCAUGAACAUCAUCAGAUCUCCACUUGGUGGGAGAAACUACGAGACUUACUCUGAGGACCCGUACCUCAUUGGAACUUUGGCAUCGGCGUUUGUCCGCGGCUGUCAGAGCGAAGGCAUUGCAGCUACGCCGAAGCAUUUCGUCGCCAACGAUUCUGAGAAGUCAAGGACGAAGAUGACGUCGAACAUUGAUCGUCAGACCUUGCGCGAGAUUUACAUGCUUCCCUUCCAGCUGGUGAUGCGUGACUCAGAUCCCUGGUGUUUCAUGACUUCAUACAACCGCCUCAACGGGGAGUACUGUGCAGAAGAUCACUGGUUACUCGAAGAGGUCCUCCGCGAAGAAUGGGGAUUCUCAGGUCUUAUGGUUUCAGAUUGGAUGGGGACAUACUCAACUGCUCAAGCACUCAACUCUGGUCUGGAUCUUGAAAUGCCAGGCCCGACGAGAUGGCGUGGCCAGAAGCUUCUGAAGGAGAUUGAAGCUGGCAACGUUACCACUAAGACUCUUGAUAAGAGUGUUGGUAGGGUUAUUGAGCUUGCGAGAAAGACUGGUCGUUUUGAGGAUCCUGUCGAGAAGCCGGAGCGUUCAGUGGAAGAUCCAGAGCGUCUUGAGUUCAUCACCUCCAUCGCAGCAGACGGAAUGGUUCUACUCAAGAACGACAACAACAUCUUACCGCUACCCUCAAAUGCUUCAGUUGCUGUUAUAGGUCACCAUGCUCUUCACCCAAGCAUCGGCGGCGGAGGCAGCGCAAAGGUCUUGGCUCAGCACAUCAUCUCACCUCUCGAAGGCCUCAAAGCGCAAGGUGUCAACUGCCGUCAUGCACCGGGCGUUCCGGUCUUUGGGGCGCUACCCCACGCAGAACCAGAAACUAUCUCGCCUGUACAGCUCCGCUGGUUUAACAGCUUAGUAGUCGGUGAGAACCUUGCCCAUGAACAGACGAUCACGCUCCCUGAGUACAUGAUCAAGGAGGCCUGGCCUACGUAUCUCGAGAAGGAGUACUGCACUAAUAUGUCUUUUACUCUACGCCCAACAACAAGCGGGAGUCAUGUAUUCUCUGUCAUCACUACCGGAAAGGCAGAUGUGUUGGUUAAUGGAGAUAAUGUUUUCCAUCGUCCACAGGAGCCAGUCCUUCUUCCAGAGUCCUUCUACUUUUACAAAGCCAAGAUUGAGCGACGCUUUACUCUUGAUAUGACUGCUGGUCAGGAAUACAAGAUCGAGUUGCACUCUUGGGCGACUGAUCCCGAGGUUCUCUCCAAGAUUGGCGGGACAAUGUUUCAGGGCACUAGUCUUCGCUUCAUGGAGCACGUCGAUAUCCCUGGUGCUAUUCAACACGCUGCAGAGAUCGCUGCAUCUUCUGAUGUUGCGGUAGUCUUUGUUGGCACGACGAAUGAACUUGAGUCUGAAGGCUAUGAUCGCGAUACAAUGGACUUGACAUCUGAUCAGUACGACCUGAUCAACGCAGUGGUGGUUGGCAAUCCUCGUACAGUGGUCGUCAAUCUCUCAGGAUCUCCUGUCACGGUAUCUCCCUUCAUCGAUCAAGUUCCGUGCUUUCUCCAAGCUUGGUUCGCAGGUCAAGAAUGCGGCCACGCCAUCGCUCGCGUUCUCCUCGGACACGUCAAUCCAUCGGGCCGAUUGCCAAUGUCAUGGCCGAAGAGAAAUGAGGAUAACCCAGCUUAUGGAAAUUUCCCCUGCGAUGAUAAUCUCGAGCUCAACUAUGAGGAGCGCCUCAAGGUCGGGUACCGCUUCUAUGAUGACGAGACUGCGCCGAAGCCUCAGUUUCACUUUGGAGAAGGGCUUUCUUACACGACGUUUGAGUUAACUGGACGAAAAAGUACGAGCUCGCGCUUUGAUAGUACUGAGACAGCCGAGACUUCACUCGUGACGGAGGUCAAGAACACGGGGGUGAGGGACGGUAAGCAAGUGGUCCAAUUGUAUGUGACUCCCCCGCCAUGCGACGGGAAUCCACGACCAGUCAAGGAUCUCCGAUCGUACUGCAAAGUGUUCGUCUCGGCUGGGCAAACAGAAGAGGUUUCGUUCAAGCUGGACAAGUACGCGUUUAGCUACUUUGAUGCCACCGUAGACAAGUGGAAGAUGCCCCAGGGUCAAUUCCUUCUUCACAUCUGCUUCAGUUCGGCAAGGACACUGCAGACCGUCAGCGUUACAAACCCGGAGACGCAAUACUGGACAGGAUUAUGA
Fusarium oxysporum Fo47 is the source of this 2505-nucleotide messenger RNA. RefSeq names its product glycoside hydrolase superfamily. Gene Ontology annotation, molecular function: beta-glucosidase activity. Bases 1 to 2505 code for a protein of 834 amino acids. The transcript has a single exon. Lineage: Eukaryota; Fungi; Ascomycota; Sordariomycetes; Hypocreales; Nectriaceae. The record is from RefSeq and is a predicted model, not a curated record. Gene Ontology annotation, biological process: glucan catabolic process.